This is a messenger RNA of Gossypium arboreum, 2263 nucleotides long. RefSeq names its product PRA1 family protein F3-like. Gene Ontology annotation, biological process: vesicle-mediated transport. Lineage: Eukaryota; Viridiplantae; Streptophyta; Magnoliopsida; Malvales; Malvaceae. Gene Ontology annotation, cellular component: Golgi apparatus; endoplasmic reticulum. Bases 119 to 790 code for a protein of 223 amino acids. The transcript has a single exon. The record is from RefSeq and is a predicted model, not a curated record.
UAAGGGCAAAAAAGUUAUGAAUAGUUGAGCCACAUUCAUCGGUGUUGACACUAAAUUAAAAACCUUGAGCUUUCUUCCUUCUCUAUAUUUUCUUCACAAAAGAAAAAAUGAAUCCCAAAUGAUCCAAUCUUUAGGGUUUUAUAUCUCAAGCUCUAUUUACUUUCUUUUCCCAAAUCUUUCGAGGUCCAAUUUUUUCUUUCUUCAAACAGAAAGUCCAUAUCCAAAAAUGCCAUCAACAUCCACCACUUACGGUACCAUCACCUCCAACCCAACUACCUUUCCCUCACAUGUCAAACACACGCGCCGCCCGUGGCCAGAGCUAUUCUCCCUCUCCUCUUUCUGCCUCCCUAUCUCUGCCGGCGAUGCCAAGGCACGAAUAAAGAUCAACCUCUCCUACUUUCGCGUGAACUACGUAAUUAUAGCGCUAACGAUCCUCUUCUUAACUCUCCUUUGGCACCCUACUUCAAUGAUAGUUUUUCUGAUAACUUUCAUUUUCUGGUGGUUCCUGUACCUCUUUAAUGACAACCCAGUUGUUAUUUUCAACAGAACGGUGGAUGAAAAUGUUGUUUUGGGGGUUUUGAGUUUUGCUACUGUGAUUUUAUUGGUUUUGACUCAUGUGGGUAUUAACGUUUUAGUGGGGUUGAUUAUUGGGGUGGUUGUUGUUGGUGUUCAUGCUGCCUUUAGAGGAACUGAAGAUUUGGGUUUUCCCGGUGAAGAGGAGGAAAACGGGUUGCAUUCUGUUGUUGGAAGUCAGCCUUUGAGGCCCACUUCUGGAUAUAAUAGGAUUUGAUUUAUUUUCGUGUUGAAUUUUGCGGAUGUCGUGUUAUGAGGGUUGAUUUGAAGUUUGGUUUUGUUGCUAUUUAAUUGUGGAAUUGGAAUGGAGGAAUUGCUUGUUUCAUUUUUGUUACAUGGUCCUUCUAGUUGUUAGGAUUUUGUUUGAGGUCUGGCCUGUGGUGAGGUGUUAUUAGUUUAAUCUUUGAAGUGGAUGGUAUUUGAGUCCUUGCUUGUUUCAUUCAUGAAUUCAUCAGUGCUGUUGUUUGAAAUUGAACUAGAGCUGAUAUAAUGCUGGUUCAGGUUUGAAUUGUUGUGGAAUUUGUUGGUUUUUUGGGGCUUUGCUUUGAACUGUGUUCAUGGGGCUAAUAGUGUGUUUUGGUCCCGGUGCUGUUUGGUUUAAGAUUGUGGAUGUAGGAUGGGAGGCCUUCUUGUAAUCCUUUUAGUGGUUAGUGCUUGAGGAAUGAAUUGUUUCAUUCAUGAAAUGAUCCCCUUGAUCGUUCAUCAUUUGGAAUUUCCACUGUUAUUAGGAGAAGAAAGUUGGGUUUUUGGCUCUUGGUUGAAAGUGGAUAUAAUAAGUUGUUUUAUAUUCCUCAUUGGUUGAAGCUCGAAAGUGGUGAGAUCUUGCAGUAUAAUUGUUCACGUAAUCUGGCAAUAUAGGAGAAAAUGUGGCUGCUAGUUUGAUGAUAAUGUUGAUGGGAUUUUAUGUUUUGGUAAAUUAACAUGAUUUUUAAAAUAAAUUUCGUGGCUGUGGAUAGGGAUGAUGGUGGUGCAGUGUUGCAAAGGCUGACAAGUAUGACACAGAGAUUUUCUAUUUGCAGUUUUGGCAUGGGAGCUUAGGGUGAUUAGUUUGUUAGCAUAUUGAACUGAUUCGGGAAGUAACUUUGUUUUAGGCACUCAAGUGUAAUCACUAAUUUGUUGGCUUCUGCUGUAGCCCAAUCGGAAUGAAUCUAAUGAUCAAUCAACUUUCUUUCCCUGCAAAACUGGUGUCUUAAAGCAUGUCUCACAAUGGUUGUUUGAUAACCUUGACAUUGGCAGGUUAUGCUAGUAGUUUGAUUCUGCAUAUAAGAUUUGGCUGUUUUACAAUUUGCAUUCAUUGUGGUGUAAUAAUAGAUAAAGGUUCUAAAGCCUAAUGGGGCUAUUAUGAUCCAUUAGUGGAGCGAAUGCUAACCAUUAGAACCCGUUAGAUGGUUGUAGGAUUGGUGGGUUCCUGCCAUUUUACUGUAGUUGUCAACCAGCGGUUUGUUAUGGUUUGCUUUCUGGUACAGUUGUCUCCUUGCGCUGACCUCUUAAUAGUUUAGGAGGGUGCUAGAUUUGCAAUAACUCGUUUAGAAUAGCUUUCAUCUCUUUAAGCAUCCAUUUUCAUUUUCAUUUGACAGAUUCUAGGUUGCCUUAAGAAUACUAAUACCUACUCAAUGAUUACGUGUAUUACAUGAGUCCUUUUUUUGCAAGAAAUGAUCAUUAGAGCUAGUGUUAUUUUGGUUAUAUGAAA